AUGGAUCAAUUGGAUUAGAAAUAGUUAGAAUAACUAAAGCAAUAGUAGGCAUAGAAGGAGCAAAUGGAAGAAAUCAAGAAGUCCAUUCUGACAUAGAUAUUGACACCUGAGGCUAAGCAGAGAUUGGCAAAUAUCAAGUUGGUGAAACCAGAGAAGGCAGAGUUGAUUGAGGUCCAACUUUGUUAAUGGGCUAAGCAAGGGAAGAUUACAAACUAGCUUUCUGAGGAGGAAUUGAUCAAAUUACUCGAAGCAGCAGAAGGAUAGAAAAAGCAAGACACUAAAGUGACUUUUAAGAGAAGGAAACUGUCGAGUGAUGACGAAGAUGACAUUUGA
This is a messenger RNA of Paramecium tetraurelia, 333 nucleotides long. RefSeq lists its product as uncharacterized. Gene Ontology annotation, cellular component: cytosol; nucleus. NCBI's taxonomy places the organism in Eukaryota, Ciliophora, Oligohymenophorea, Peniculida, Parameciidae. The record is from RefSeq and is a predicted model, not a curated record. Gene Ontology annotation, molecular function: DNA binding. The transcript is spliced from 3 exons.